Molecule: messenger RNA, 1243 nt
Organism: Serinus canaria (Common canary)
Lineage: Eukaryota; Metazoa; Chordata; Aves; Passeriformes; Fringillidae
Product: astacin-like metalloendopeptidase
Exons: 13
Coding region: 14-1243 (409 amino acids)
Biological process (GO): proteolysis
Molecular function (GO): metalloendopeptidase activity; zinc ion binding
Source: RefSeq, a predicted model, not a curated record
UCCCCGCCGCGCCAUGGAGCUGAAGAGGUUCCUGCUCCUCGCUGCGCUUCUGCUUCCCGCUACCCUGGGCUUCCCCAUUCAGGAGAACCAUGAAAACAGCACAACAACAACAGAGCCUACUGAGGUUACUACACAGGAGGAUAUAUAUGAAUCUCCUUCACCUACAGAGACUGAUGAGGAGGACGAAGAUAUUUUUAACAAAAUUCUGAAAGUUAACAAAGACAGCUCCCAGUUCUUGCAGGAAGGUGACAUAGUUCCACGAAGGAGUCGCAGUGCCAUCAACUGUCGCCAUUGCAACUGGCCCCAGUCCAGUGAUGGGAUUGUUCGUAUUCCCUAUGAACUGGAUCCUGCUUACGAGGAGAGCCAUGUAAAAGGGAUUCAUGAUGCCAUGGCAGAAUUUGAAGCGCUGACUUGUAUUAAUUUUGUGAAGCGCAAGGCAGAACGUGACUACCUCAGCAUUAGAUCUGCCGAUGGCUGCUGGUCCAACUAUGGGAAAGUAGGAGGUGGACAGACUGUCUCUGUGAUGAAAGGAGGCUGCAUGUGGAAAGGAGUAAUUCAGCAUGAACUGGAGCAUGCUCUGGGCUUUUUGCAUGAGCACUCUCGAAGUGACAGAGAUAAACAUGUAAAGAUCAUGUGGGAGUACAUCAGUCCUCCUGACAGACCAGACUUCAAGAAAUUUGAAAACUCCAAUAACCUGGGUCUUCCGUACGACUAUUCCUCAGUAAUGCACUAUGGCCCAUACACAUUCAGCAAUACCACUGGGAAAGCAACUAUUGUACCAAUUCCUGAUGGAUCAGUACAUAUUGGACAGAGACAAGGGAUGAGCAAAUUGGAUGUGGCCAAAAUCAACAAACUUUACAACUGCAGUCGCUGCAGCACUAUUCUUGAUGGACCUUCUGGGUUGCUGAGAUCUGACAACUACCCAAAGAAUUACUCAGAUAACACCAACUGUGUCUGGCUCAUCCGAACCCGGUCCAGAAAGGUUUCUCUGAACUUUCAAGCCUUUCAGCUGCAAACAACUAAAGGCUGUCAGGGUGAUUAUGUUAAAGUUUAUGAUGGAUCCAGCAAGUCUUCUCCAGUUCUAAUGGACAAGACCUGUGGAUCAAAGAUCCCCAAUGGCAUAGUUGCUUCUAGUAAUCUUAUGCUCGUAGAGUUCAUCACAGAUGGUGCCCAGACAGCUCCUGGUUUCCAAGCCACCUUUACUGCUGUGAGGACCCAAAGAAGAUCUAACAUCCGCAACUGA